AUGCUCGACAAUGGAAUCAAUAUAAAAACAAUAUCUAAUUCAUCCAAUGAUAUUGUUGACUUGAAACGUUCGGAAAGUGAAAAUGGAAUUGGAACUACUAAAGGUUCUUCUCCUCAACCAGCUAAAUAUGUUAGUUUAGCAGAAAAAAUCCAAGAACGUAUUUCAAAUCACGAACGAUGGUUUUCACUUGAGUUUUUUCCACCGACUACAUCAAAUGCAGCUGCCAAUCUUAUUGGAUGUGUUGAACGUAUGGCUCUGGCUCAACCAUUAUUUUGUGAUAUAACAUGGCGUUCAACUGGUGAUCCAGCUGGUAAUAAAGAAACAAGUUCAAUGAUGAUUGCUAAUACAAUGUUAAAUUAUUGUAAUAUCGAUACUAUGUUACAUAUAACAUGUUGUGGAACUAAAAAACCACAAAUGAUUCAAUAUCUUAAUCGUGCAAAAGAAGUUGGUAUUAGAAAUUUACUUGCAUUACGUGGAGAUCCACCCGUAGGAGAGCAAUGGGAUCCGGAUCAAACUGAUUUUCGAUAUGCAACUGAUUUAGUUAAAUUUAUCCGAGAAACGUUUGGUGAUUAUUUUGUCAUUUGUGUUGCAGGUUAUCCACAAGGACAUCCCGAUACCGAAUCAUAUGAAGAAGAUUUAGGUUAUCUCAAACAAAAAGUUGAUGCUGGAGCCGAUUUUAUUAUAACACAACUAUUUUUUCAAGCAGAAACCUUUCUUAAAUUUGAAGCUGAUUGCCGAGCUAUUGGAAUUACAUGUCCAAUUAUUCCUGGAAUAUUUCCCAUUCAAGGUCACGCAAGUUUUAGAAGUGUUAUUCGACUGGCUAAAUUGGAUGUACCUAAAGAAAUGCUUGAUUCUAUUGAAUCAAUGAGAGAUAAUGAUGAAGCCAUUCGUGAUUAUGGUGUUCAAGCCUGUAUUGAUCUUUGUCAAAAAUUACUAGACUCGGGUAAAGUUCUUGGCAUUCAUUUCUAUACAUUAAAUCGUGAAUAUGCAACGACGGAAAUUUUAAAAACACUUGGUAUCUGGUUAGAAGAAACUCCAUUGCGUGCUUUACCAUGGAAAAAAACCUCGCAAAGUCAUGCACGUUCACAAGAAAAUGUUCGUCCUAUAUUUUGGAGUCUCAGACCAAAAUCUUAUAUUCAUCGUACAACCGAUUGGAAUGAAUUUCCAAAUGGACGGUGGGGUUUUUCAUUUGCACCAUCAUUUGGUGCUUUAACUGAUUACCAUUUAUUUUAUAUGAAAAUGGAUGCAUCACAUGAUGCAUUACUCGAUGAAUGGGGACACAGUUUAACAUCAGAAGAAGAUGUUUGGAAAAUGUUUGCUUGCUAUAUAAGCGGAGAAAAAAAUGUUCUAGGAAAAUCAGUUCGUCAUUUUCCAUGGAAAGAUGAGGAAGUUUCAUUGGAAACAAACUUAAUUCAAAGUCAAUUGGUUGAAUAUAAUAGAAAAGGAAUUUUAACAAUUAAUUCCCAGCCACCCGUCAAUGGAAAACCAAGUAGUGAUCCCAUUGUCGGUUGGGGUGUACCAAAUGGCUAUGUAUAUCAAAAGGCUUAUUUGGAAUUUUUUACAAGUGCUAGCAAUAUUCCGGCUUUACGUGCUGUAUUGAAAGAUUUCCCUAAUAUUAAUUAUCAUUUUGUCAAUAAAUCAGGUGAAGUUAAUGAAACAAAUGCCGAUGGUGAACAAGCAACUGCACUCACAUGGGGUGUUUUUCCUGGUAAAGAAAUUGUUCAACCUACCGUUGUCGAUCCAGUUAGCUUCAUGAUCUGGAAAGAUGAAGCUUUCAGCUUAUGGAUGGAACGUUGGGGCAAAUUAUAUGAACCUGGAUCACCUUCAUACUCAAUUAUUGAAGAAGUCUCAAAUACUUAUUUUCUUGUUAAUUUAGUCGAUAAUGAUUAUCCUCAAGGUUCUUGUCUUUGGAAAGUUUUAGACGCGAUGUUAGAAUAUCAAAAAUCAACAAACCAAGAUGUAAAAUCUUGA
Messenger RNA from Rotaria socialis, 1971 nucleotides. NCBI's taxonomy places the organism in Eukaryota, Metazoa, Rotifera, Eurotatoria, Philodinida, Philodinidae. The record is from the annotation of a GenBank genome assembly.